This is a messenger RNA of Aspergillus fumigatus Af293, 1014 nucleotides long. RefSeq lists its product as uncharacterized. Lineage: Eukaryota; Fungi; Ascomycota; Eurotiomycetes; Eurotiales; Aspergillaceae. The transcript is spliced from 3 exons. Bases 1 to 1014 code for a protein of 337 amino acids. The record is from RefSeq and is a predicted model, not a curated record.
AUGCAGGCAUUGAGUAAGCAGGUUCAAACUCUUAGCUUUUUAUUAGGCACGCCGCUGAUCAAAACUAGUAUUGUCAUUAUCCCGGACACCAGCGGGAGCGAAAGCGCCUCUCUGUACCCAACAGCUGAGCUCCAACGCGACUUUCCUACUGCUAGAAUUAUACGCUUUGGCUGUGUGGACAGCCAGGUAUGUGCUGAAGAACUCAUUCAGCUGAGGGCCGAAAAUCAAUCUCGGCCUAUUGUUUUUCUAGCCUGCAGUUCCAACUUAUAUCGGUUUGAAACGAUGAUCCCAGUCCCAAGUCUUUGCAAACAGUGGGAAACUAUACUCAAACACACUAUUGGCAUAGUUCUCAUUUGUACGGCAAGUGAUCAUAACCUUACUGGAUUACUGUCGGCUCUUAAAGAUACGAAUACUCAGCUACAAGCAUUUCGCCUGCUUCCAAAGCUGCGAUACGAGUCUGUCAACAUGGUCUUUGGGCCAUCGGGUGUAGACCUGACUGUCGAUGGAGAGCCUACACGGCAUCUCCUCAACGUUAUUACUACCUACGACGCAUACUCUGGCACCAUUCGCGGAAUUCUUCAACAAUGGCUCAGAAACCAUGAAACCCAACCAUUGUGUUCAAGAGGAAAUGCUCAGCGGCCUUUUCGAUCAAGGCAAAAUGGAAAGAUGGUUUUUAACGGGACAGUAUCUGGUCAAAAUAAAUCGUGCUUUUUUCUCCUUCCAAAAUAUACCGAUAAUGAAAGGAACGUAAUAAAUGAUGCUGUACAUGCUAACAUCGAGAGGGGCGAAAAAAAUGCAGCGGUGCAUCACCUUUUCAGCCUAAAGCUGUCAGCUGAAGGCACUAUCGCUGCAGUCCUGGACUUUGCGGAGGCACCUCAAAACAUUUCGGAGCCGCGCGCCACAAGGACCGCAGAACACAAAUACUGGGAGUUAGGACAGCAUAGGCUCAGCGAGGCUCCAAAUUUGUCGGGAUGUAAUGGUACUCUGUAUUGGUAUUUAGAAGGAUUGUUCUAG